Molecule: messenger RNA, 321 nt
Organism: Mesorhabditis spiculigera
Lineage: Eukaryota; Metazoa; Nematoda; Chromadorea; Rhabditida; Rhabditidae
Source: the annotation of a GenBank genome assembly
AUGAUGAAAAAGUUGAAACGACGCCUGUCGGCGGCGUUUCGCGGCAAUUCCAACUCCCAGUUAAAUAUUUCGACGGGUCCAAUCAUCUCACAGCCGUACCGGACGUGGAGCCUCUCGGACAGCAUGAGUCAAUUGGCCGACAGACUGGCCGUUGAGGGGAUCAUUGUGGAGGAAGAGAACGGCGUCCUCCGCCAUCCCAUCGGAGAGACGAGACAUCACCGCGCCAAGCCCCGGACGCAUUCGAUGUACUCGUCGCGAAUGUACCACUCCAGCUACUAUGGUGACGAAGUGCAAUUCAAAUUUUCGGGAUCGCGUGCCGAC